Nicotiana attenuata is the source of this 2732-nucleotide messenger RNA. RefSeq names its product geranylgeranyl pyrophosphate synthase 7, chloroplastic-like. The record is from RefSeq and is a predicted model, not a curated record. Lineage: Eukaryota; Viridiplantae; Streptophyta; Magnoliopsida; Solanales; Solanaceae. Gene Ontology annotation, molecular function: prenyltransferase activity. Gene Ontology annotation, biological process: isoprenoid biosynthetic process. Bases 183 to 1280 code for a protein of 365 amino acids. The transcript has a single exon.
AAACACUAGAAAACUCACUAAAGUCCAAUUCGUAAUUGAGGGAAUAAUUAUAAUCCUUAUGCAAGAGGAAUAAAAGCAUCACUUACCUAUAAAAGUAAGAGUAUAUAAGAAUGGCCUUGUUCCUUCACCACCAACAUCAUUGACAUAAAAACUUUCUUCAAUAUUCUUGAAAGCUCAUAACAAUGGCAUUUUUGGCUACCAUUUCUGGCCAUGAAAAUAUGCUUCUUUCCAAUACCCUAAACAAUAACUUUAUUUUCAGUGGAAAACCUCCACAGAGACAUUCUUAUAGUUUCCUCCCCAAGAAAAUCCAGGCUAGAAGUGUUGCAAACUCAUCCAAAACAUUUCAAGUCAAAGAAGAAGAAUUCUCAUCAAAGACAGAGAAAUUCAUCUUGCCUAUGUUUGACUUUAAAGAAUACAUGAAAAUGAAGGCAAUUAAGGUAAACAAAGCACUAGAUGAUGCAAUACCAAUGCAAGAGCCUAUAAAAAUUCAUGAAGCCAUGAGAUACUCACUUCUAGCAGGUGGAAAGCGCGUCCGGCCGAUCCUUUGCAUGGCUUCUUGUGAAGUAGUAGGAGGGGAUGAAUCCUUAGCUAUUCCUGCAGCUUGCGCGGUUGAGAUGAUCCACACCAUGUCACUCAUCCACGACGAUCUUCCUUGCAUGGAUAACGAUGAUCUACGUCGUGGCAAGCCCACGAACCACAAGGUUUUCGGGGAAGACACUGCAGUUCUAGCAGGGGAUGCACUUUUGUCUUUGGCCUUUGAACAUGUAGCUACCAAGACUAAAGAUGUGACACCCCAAAGAGUGGUUCAAGCCGUUGGCGAAUUAGGUUCAGCCGUUGGCUCGAAAGGGCUUGUGGCGGGGCAGAUUGUGGACUUAGCUAGUGAGGGAAAACAAGUGAGCCUAACUGAAUUAGAGUACAUUCACCACCAUAAGACAGCGAAACUUUUGGAGGCGGCUGUGGUUUGUGGGGCAGUAAUUGGGGGAGGGAAUGAGAUUGAUGUGGCGAGAAUGAGGAACUAUGCUAGAUGCCUUGGCCUGUUGUUUCAAGUGGUAGAUGAUAUUCUUGAUGUUACUAAGUCAUCAGAAGAGUUGGGAAAGACAGCUGGUAAAGACCUAGUGACUGAUAAGGCUACAUAUCCUAAGUUGAUGGGGCUUGAAAAAGCUCGGGAGCUCGUCGGAGAGCUGGUGGCUAAGGCCAUGGAUGAGCUGAGCUACUUUGAUGCCGCCAAGGCGGCACCUCUUUAUCAUUUUGCUAAUUAUAUUGCACAUCGCCAGAAUUGAUUGACUGAAAAGUUCAUGGUGAAGACACUGUGUAUACAUAAAUGUAAUAGAACUGAACUUCAGGUCAUAUUUCUACUUAUGGAUCCAAGUAAAAGAAAAUGAAACAUGGGUAAUAGAGAGACCUAAACUUUUACCUGGUAACUAAGUGGGACAUUUUUUAUGUGGGAAUUCAGGGAUCACCUAAGUUGCUCCGACGAGGCAGUUUAGGUACCGCACCCGUGUUGACACGACACUAGUGUAGGUGUGGGUAUGGGAUUUGUACCGGAUUUGGUCAAAUAGUUUUGGGUACUUUGACCACGACUGACGGAAAAAUUAGAUACGAAAUACAAUUUGAUUCGAGAAAUCAGAACUAAAACUAGAGUAAAUUUAAAGAAAAUAGCAUAUUAUAUCUAGGAUAUCAUCAUUUACUUAUCUACAACUUGAGAAUAAAAAAGCAAUCCCCACUUUACAAGCUAUAUGUAAGUAUUCCACAAAAUUCUUUUUAGCCGGAUCCCCGCACCCAUAUCUGUAAUAGGAUCAGUAUCCCCGAAUCUUAGAAUUUACAUCUCGAAGGAUCCAACAUCUAGAUCCGCACCGGUGACGGACACCCCCACCCGUGUCCAAGCAACUUAGGGGAUCACAUAGAGCUUUGGAAGUUGUCAGAUCCAACAGUAUUUUCACUAGACAGAAAUCCAAACUAUCUAGGAGUAUGCACGGAAAAGAAAUUUAAACAUGCUUUAAUCACAAUAAAUCUGCAUUUUGCAGCAUCAUUCAACAAGAACUUCUCACCAAGAAUUUUGAUCUUCCUGCGAUUCAAUGACAGAUGCUCUCUACUAUUCCCUCAUGGGCUAUUUUCUCAUUCUUUUUACAACGUUCGUGUCCAAGGCAAUGUGGCACAUUUCGACUAUUCUAGUGGGGUACCUGCUACCUUCUACCAAUACAGGGAAGCAAAAUUAGAAACAUGAAACCUCAAUGAAAACUAAGAGUAAGUUCAGCUAUCUAAACAUUGAUCAAAUUAGAUGUCAUAGGUAUAGGCUUUAGCUCAACUGCCUUUAUCAUUGCUAUAGCCUAUAUUAAUAACUACUAACGAUAGUCACCAGAUGUUGCCAAUAUUGCAUGGAAUUUCAAUUCAUGGAUCAUCCUAUACAUAGCUCGAAAGCUUGAUAGGAAAUUAUUUCCAACGAAUGAAAUUACACAUUAAUUAAGUAUGACAACGAUUUAUAUAACUUUUAAUUCUUUUUGAAGAUCACGAAAAGUCACAUGUAAAAUAGAAAUUAUCACAGCUCAAAAACUUACCCUUGGCAGAACAAACUGUAUCAUAGUUUUCCUCAGGUACUAAUACUAUGCAUUAGGGAAGGCGUAAAUCCCAACCAAUUGCAAGUUCCCAGUGUCUCUUUUGAUUGAGGAACAGUUUUCACUGGAAACAACUAAUCCAAUAGUAAAAUAGACCUCUUGACAGAGGAUAUCAGAGGG